Pelmatolapia mariae (spotted tilapia) is the source of this 6373-nucleotide messenger RNA. It is a transcript of the gene ca5a, whose product is annotated as carbonic anhydrase Va. Gene Ontology annotation, molecular function: zinc ion binding; carbonate dehydratase activity. The record is from RefSeq and is a predicted model, not a curated record. The coding region runs from base 152 to 1270 and encodes 372 amino acids. The transcript is spliced from 7 exons. Gene Ontology annotation, cellular component: mitochondrion. NCBI's taxonomy places the organism in Eukaryota, Metazoa, Chordata, Actinopteri, Cichliformes, Cichlidae.
CAGCCGACCUCUCUGGCGCAAACGACGACCCUGUUAUCGGUUAUCGAAGGUGUGCGCCGAGAACAAGUGUGUUUAACCGUGUUGUUCUGGUGCUAUUGCUUCACUGUAAAGCCUAGUAGAGUGUUGUUUGCUUUCUGCGGUCACAAUUUGAAUGUGUGUUGUUUUCCCCGACUUCAGAAAACCAGUAGGAGGGUACGGAAGGAGGAGGAGGAGGGAAGCCAGCCGAUAUAUUGUUUUCAGCAGACUAGCUAACUUUAGGAGAGUGGAGAAGCUAACGGCUCGACUCGUAACCGUUUGCAGGGAAGCAGGUAACUCGGUUAAAAUGGUGACUUUCUCGGCUCUGGUUAGACCUUUGGCUUCACAUAUUCACCGACAGCUCGCCAGACAAGCCAGGAGUCACCGGAUAUCGCCUGUCAGAGGAUGUAACCUGACUGCGUGCUCAAGCAAAUAUGUGCUGUCUCAGAUGCAUCCCAUGUGGCAGGGGCCCCUCGCGGUACCAGGAGGGGAUCGUCAGUCUCCAAUUGAUAUUGUCGUACGCAAGAGCAUCUAUGAUUUAAAGCUGAAGCCUCUGGUUACCAAAUACGACCCGCAUACUUGCCAACAAAUCUGGAACAACGGUUACUCCUUUCUGGUCGAGUACGAUGACACUACAGACAAGUCCACGCUACAAGGGGGCCCCCUGGAAGACAAAUUUAGGCUUUGCCAGUUCCACUUCCACUGGGGUGAGACCAACGCCUGGGGCUCAGAGCACACCGUGGACAAGAAGCUGUUCCCCGCUGAGCUCCACUUGGUCCACUGGAACUCUGACAAGUACAGUCUGUUUGAGGAGGCAGUGAUGGAGGAUAACGGGCUGGCGGUUAUUGGCGUUUUUCUGAAGGUGGGAAAGAGACACGAGGGGCUGCAGAAACUGGUGGACGCUCUGCCUGCAAUCAGACACAAGGACAGUGUAGUAGAGUUUAACCGGUUCGACCCUGGCUGUCUGUUACCCACUAACACGGAUGACUACUGGACGUACCACGGCUCUUUGACCACACCUCCUCUGACAGAGUCUGUUACCUGGAUCAUUAUGAAACAGCACAUAGAAGUCAGCCAUGACCAGUUGGCUGUCUUCCGGAGCCUUCUUUUCACCUCAGCUGAGGAAGAUAUGCAGAAGAGCAUGGUGAACAACUUCCGUGUGCAGCAGCCUCUCCAGGGCCGUGCCGUCCGCUCCUCCUUCAGUCCCUUCCUGAAGGAGGCGCCAUCCGCUGAAGGCGACAAGCACAACCACUGAUGCUGCUAGACCCUUUCGUCUUCUCUUAGAGUAACUCACACAGUGACCACUGUCCACACUUCUGUUGUUUUCCUUUCUUCAUGCUGUCAGAACAUGUUGUUGCUCAUCAACAUCUGAUGCUGGAAGCAGGUUUUUAGAGUGUAGCACAAUGUAGGGGGGAUGUAGGCAAACUGUUUCUGAUUGGUUGCGGUUUUUAUUUUCUUUUACAAUUUGGUUUGACUGUUGCAGACCAAAAGCCAAUAAGGGAUGCUUGCUGUGGGGAAAAAUAAUAUUGAUAAGAAUGGUAUUUAUUCUAUAUUUACAGUCUUUAAAGUUACUGUAUGUAAAGUUUAUAGCUACAGCUGUGUGUAGGGAGUCACACCGAGCUGCAGGUACAAACUUCAUGGUCACAGCUACAGCAGAGAGUGCUCUGAUCUCCUCGCUGUGAUGUUUUUAUCCUUAUAAGGAGGCAGGAGCUACUGUAAGUUUACAACACAAUGCCCUGGAGAUUUUACCAAACCGUCAGGGGGAAUGUGCCUCCCCAGUAAAAUACUCAACAUAUCUAAAAUCAUCAGUGUUUUACCACUUGUACCACAAUGUCACUUUUUUCAUUCUUAAAGUUGUAGGAUUUACUGUUUUGGUUUUUUUCCAUCUACACACUUUAAACUUUUAGUGUCGUAGCCUGAUAUAAAGAGAUACUUAUAUAUUAUACUUUAUACAUCUUUGUUUUAUUCGGACAUCCUAUAAUUUAAACAGUCUGAAAGCUGACUCUAAGCUUUGGUUCUUCUACAUAGAACCCGUGUAAUACGCACAAUCAUGCCUGGUUACUAUAGCACAUACACGCAUCCUGAUUGACCCAGAGUGCAUGUACCUGUGUCACACUGGUGCACCCAGUUCUCUUCCUUUACUCUGGCUUACAGUGAUCUCCAUUAGACACCAUAACCACCGUGCCUUUAAAUGUUCUCUGUGUGGCUCACUGCUUUUGGCAGCUUCACCCUCACCCCUCACAGGAUGGAAAGUAUCUGUUCCCCCAAGCUUUAGCUCGGGUACAGUGGUUGGUGGUCACUCUCAGAAAUGGUGGAGGCUCAGCUGAUAUUUACUGUGACGCUCACCUCUUAUUUCCCAGACAGGUGUACUAUGAAGUGAGGAGUCAGUUUUCAGUGUUACAAAGGAAGCUCUCUUUGCUCUCUAUACCUACUUAUGGUGAACUCGUAACCUGGUCUGCAGCAGAGUCAGUUAUCAGUAGAGAUGGCACGAUACCACUUUUUUAUGUCCGAUACCGAUACCGAUAUCAUAAAUUUGGAUAUCUGCCGAUACCGAUAUGAAUCCGAUAUAGUGUGUUUUUUAAUCAAUAAAACAGUUUUUUAAUAUAUUGCUGCAUUUUGUAUAAGUUUAUACUCAAGUUUAAAUAAACAACAACACUAAAGCUAUUCUGUUAUACCUGUAUGUAAAAAAUACACUGCACCCAAAAUAUUUCAUAGUUCAGCAACACUGAUCAAUCUAAUAAACUUAAACCUACUCCAUCCUCCCUAUUCUGGUAUUUUAAAGAGUACUUAGCAGAAAUAUUAAGCAAACUAACAAAUAGGGUUGCAAACUCCCAGCAAAAAAAAAAUAGGGAACCACCCCCCGCCCUCCACCUCAUGAUGCUUAAUCGAAGUAAUCAACUUUUAUUUGAUGCAGUGUGAAAAAAAUGCACAGAAUUAAAUUAUUUUUCAAGAAUAAUUAAAUAGAUUCAAUAUCUUUCUUCAACAGAAUUGCAAACUGCACAGAUCGUACCUUCCCAAAGGAAAAAGUACUAUAGCUUACUAGGGUAUAUUAGACUUAACAGUUAGUAUAUACAGUAAUGGACUUCUAUACAUUUUACAUCAGAUUAAAACUUUGGGUGUAAGAUUCAGAUAAUUAUUUAUUAAAAGCGAGACAUUUUAAAUGAGAAUAAGAAAGAUAAGUAUGUCUUUGUGCCCCCUUUUCCCUGUUCAUGCCCUAUCGGCCCCCCUGGCUAAACUUUGCUAGAUCCGCCCCUGCACAGUUACCAGCCGUCAGCUGCAUAGAAAAAGAUCCUGGUCUAGAAAGUAAUAUUAAAUAAAUUCUAACAACAGCUUAUCAAGCUUAAACGUGCUGCUGUUGUUCAGCCGCUGGUUUCCUCUUUCUGGUGCAAAGUGGGCCAAAAACAAAGAAGAGAGACGGACUCGCGACAGAAAAGCCGAUCAGCUGAUCAUUAAGCAGUUUCACGAAGUAGCGGCAGGAGAGGGAGGGAGAGAGAGAGAGACAGUCGCUAAAUAUAUCGGUUGUUAAGCUUAACGUGGGAACGCUUUACGAACAUUCAGAGAUGAACUUACACACUUGCUUUACUUCUCUCUGGGAUAACUUCCUCGGAGAUGAAAUGCUGGUUUGCUAGCGAGGCUACAAAUACACACAGCCGCUCUAUCAUGUGAUGCACACUGCUCCGACGUGCUACGGUUAUGAGCCGAGUUACUCCAUGUCGCAAGUUUUGUGAGGUGUUUUUUGAUAUUUAAUGGAUCGGAUUACAUUUUUUAUUUCUCGCAGAUAUCCGAUCCAGUAAUUUAGGUCAGUAUCGGACCGAUACCGAUACGUAAUAUCGGAUCGGUCCAUCUCUAGUUAUCAGUUCAGCUCAUUUUGGCUUGGCCAAAAACUAAACUGAUUUCCACUGAUCUCUCUUCAUUACACUAUGGGACAGCAUCAGACCUGCAUGCACAGGUGUAAAGCUUUAAAGUUGCAGCUGUCAUGGUAACCUAAAGAUGUAUUUGCAUAUAAAAUCCCAGAAUUAACAGUUUUCUUCAGCAUUGAGCUUAUGUCUUAUUGGCAACAUCACUGUUGGUUUUAUUGACCUCUGAAUAAAGCAGGCCAGCAGUCUGGAUUAACCACAGUCUGAGGCUUUGUUGAGCCAGCCAACACAAAGAAAGCCUGACUAUGUUGAACUUGCUUCAUAGUACACCUGUCUGGUAAUUUGAAUGAAUCGAGUUGUAAUUGGGAGGAAGCUGCUGUCUUUAUUAGUCUCUGUGGUGCAGUUGUUGUGUUUUAACAGAAGAUUAAUCGCACUAAUGUGAUAGAACAAAUCAGUCUGCUGUUUUUGGAUUGGAAGGGGUUUAAAGUUACAGUUAUAUUUAGCAUAAAAUGUAAUGUAGAAUCCACAUUAUUAUUAUUAUUAUUAUUAUUGUUGAUGUUUUAAAGCUAAAGACCUUUUGCAGGAUGUACUUGGAUAGGUCACAGGAGGAUAAAUUACCUCUAAUGUUGCAGCAUGUUUUUAUUUUUAUAUACAAGGAUUCCACUAUUUGAGAUUCACCUGUAACCUAUCCAGAGGGGACCUAUUAUGCUUGUUUCCAUCAACAUAUUUUUAUUCUUGGUCUCUACUUGAGUGGCUUUGGUUAAUUCAUGGUUCAGGAUGAAUUUCUUUCUUCUGAUUGGCUGCUGUUCAUAAACAACAGGUGGGUGGGGAUUCUGCACUCACAGAGAGCUGUGUGCCCCAGUGCCUUGUCACCUGUGACAUUGUACAGGCAAAAAUAUCUGCCAUUUAGAGCAGCGAUAAGCCUGUUUUUUGUCUCACAGUGCACCAUUUAAAACUGAAUAUGAGGAUUCAUCAUUUUAGCAUAAUUAUAUGACAGAAUAUGAAGAAAAAAAGCAUAGUAGUUUCCCUUUAAAGAUGUAAACUAGAAUAAAUUAAAAUGAUAUGCAGAUCCAGUGCAGGGACACAAAGGUUUUGAAAUCGGGAACGAUUUUAAUGCAAUGUUACAUCAUCUAGAAAGGUUUAGCAGUUGUCAUGCUUUGGCUCAUGUCCAGCAGCUGCAGUGCACGAAAUUGGACUGUGCAGCAAUGUCAGAAAGCUAAAAGGAAGUUUGAGGUAAAGUUGAGAGAGGAGGAGGGUACUGAUGGAACGAUAGAAGGAGACAUGCAUGCAGAGACCUGUCUGGCUCUGAGAUUGGUCUUAUUUCAGGACUGCAAACACUGCCAUGCAAACUGGAACAUCGCACCAUAUCUGGCCACUUCUAACGUCAUCUGUGUGCAAAGGUUUUCUCCAAUGGCACUGAAGUGGGGUGAGAGGUCAUGGUUGUCUUAAUGAUCCCUCUGUAACAAUGCAGCUAUCCAAACUUGCCCUCCUCCUGGCACCAAGGCUCACGUGAGGCUUUAACGCCCCGCUCCAUCUCCCCCGCGGGUCAUCCGUUGGCCCCCCAGUCAAAGCAGAGCACGAAGCUGCACAGCGACUGGACUUCAGUGGACAUGUAUUGAAAAGAUGCGAUGUGCACUGGGUGAUGUUAAUUGUUGUGACGGCUGCAGACUGGCUAGAUAAACAGUGAGGGGCCCGCAGAAGGCAGAAAAGAUUUUAGCGUAAAGUUGAAGUGGAAUUUGAUGAGGUGGUGUGCUUGGAGUUUUUUCUUCUUCUUUGUUCAGUGUAUUGUACUAACACGGGAGACAAGGGACCCAGUGCUGCCUUCAUCGUGUACAGCUGUAUUUUAUUGAUGUAUUUGAAUUGUGCACCAUCAUCUGCCUUGGUUUUUCAUGGCUUUUUACUCAUGUUGUUACUUUCUUAUGCCUUUUAAAAAAAAAAAAAAAAAUUGCAGUGCUGUUAAUAUUAACAUAUUACAAUGCACACACUCAGUCAGUGCAGACUGAUUAUUUAAAUGGAUUGAUCUAUCAAAGUAUGAGGCGCUAGAAAUCUGUUUUUGGUGCUUUUCUUGAUUGACUGCUAAAUAUUAUAUAUAUUUUUGCAUUAAUUAAAUCUAAUAGAAUAUAAAGUCUUCCUCUUUUUGUGUUUUAAUCCAUAUCAUUGCCUGCUUUUCUAAUCAUAGAGAUACUACAGGUCCCACUGUACUUUCUUAAAAAAUAUUUUGCACCUUUACUUCAUCUUUCCUAGUCUUCUGUGGCUCACUGUGAUGUUUUAGCAGGUGUAUGAUGUGUACACUGUAUGCAGUGCAUAUUUUAGCUGUUUAUUUGUUGAGUGUGUAGCCCACAUUCCUGCCCUGCAGGGCCCUGCUAGGCCAUCCAGCAGUGCAUGUUGGAAGACCCUCCUGAUCCUCAGGUGGCGAUGUUGAAAACCACCCAACAUCGAUGGAAACAUGAUUGUAGUUAGACUGAUGUUAAUAAAUGAUGUAAAAUAAUAAAGUAUCAUGU